Messenger RNA from Prunus dulcis (almond), 2353 nucleotides. RefSeq names its product U-box domain-containing protein 40. Gene Ontology annotation, molecular function: ubiquitin-protein transferase activity; protein binding. Gene Ontology annotation, biological process: protein ubiquitination. Gene Ontology annotation, cellular component: cytoplasm; nucleus. NCBI's taxonomy places the organism in Eukaryota, Viridiplantae, Streptophyta, Magnoliopsida, Rosales, Rosaceae. The coding region runs from base 509 to 2206 and encodes 565 amino acids. The record is from RefSeq and is a predicted model, not a curated record. The transcript has a single exon.
AGUUGAAACGCAACCCAACUCAAGAGAAGCUGAAGGAGAAAAACAAGGUGUUGAGUUAUUAUAGGUCGAGUAUUUGUUUUCUGAUUGGGGUAAUUUUCCGAAAGCAGAGGAAUCAGAAUCCCAUUCGCAGGCUCCAUCAGACACCACCACAACAACAAUUGUAUUUUGUUUCUCUCAUUCACACCCGCCGUAUCCCAAACAAACUCUGUCUCUAAAAUCUAAAGAAUCUCCAUUUCUUUUCUCUUCUUUUCUUUUCUUCUCCACCUCAGGCCUCCUUUCUCUCCCAAUUCUCCACAAUUUUAGUAACCUCCAUAUUUCUGCUUAUCGAAAAUAUUAUCUCUUCGUCUUUAGCGUCUUAAAAUCCGCUUCUUUUAUCAAAAACAAUUCAGGAUCAUGGGGUUCAAGCAUCCUUACAUGCGCUUAAAGCUCAUGUCUUUCGUUCAUAUGCAAAGCUGAAGAAGAAGGGCUUCACUUACUUGUUUCAGAGAUUCAAACAAACAAUUCGCGCAUGGAGUUUCAGGAGGCUGUCAUGAAGUUGAUGAUCCACAAAGCCAAAGAAAACGAAUGGGCUUUCCAAACCCCUGACAGAGUGACAGAGAUAAGCAGUCCCAGCCCCAGGCGCAAAUGGAAGCUUUUCAACAGGUCCUCAUCGGCCAUUCCAUCAAAAACUGCAAAGGCCCAAGCUCCAAAAGAGUUCAUUUGCCCCAUCUCUGGUUCCCUAAUGGCUGACCCAGUCAUCGUCUCCUCAGGCCACACCUUCGAGCGUGCCUGCGUCCAAGUCUGCAAAUCCCUCAACUUCACACCCACUCUCGUGGACUCUCCCCCACCCGAUUUCUCCUCUGUAAUCUCCAACCUCGCUCUCAAAUCCGCCAUUCUCAACUGGUGCCACAAGUCCUCCAUAGACCCUCCCAAGCCCCUCGAUUUCAGUUCCGCCGAUCAGCUCGUCCGUGCUUUCGUGGCGUCCCAGAACCAAACCCUGCCCCAGAAGCUCGUAAUUUCGGAGAACGAGUUGUUGAUCCAAGGCGUCAACGAAACCCCUAAAGUGAAUUUCAAUCACGCGGCCACCGAGGUGACUCGGCGUCCGACUCACUUCCACUCGAGCUCCGACGAAUCGGUCACCGCGCUCGUGUCGACUCCGCCUCUGCCCUUCUCGACGCAGCCGAGUUGCUACUCUUCCUGUUCGUCUUCCUCCUCCGAAAUUGAAACCCUAAACCCGGGCAACAGCAAUUCAUCCUCCCGCUCCGUAGAAGACGACGAAAUCUUGAUCAAGCUCAGAAGCCAACACGUGUUCGAAAUCGAGGACGCUCUGGCCUCGCUGAGGAAGAUCACGCGAACCAGAGAGGACACUCGGGCCAGCCUCUGCACCCCUCGGAUGCUCUCCGCCCUGCGACCUCUGAUCGUGUCCAGGUACACCGGCAUUCAGGUGAACUCGGUCGCAGCGUUGGUCAAUUUGUCGUUGGAAAAGUCAAACAGGAUUAAGAUCGUACGGUCAGGAGUUCUCCCUCCAUUGAUUGAUGUGCUUAAGGCAGGAUCCCCUGAGGCGCAGGAACACGCUUCCGGUGCACUCUUUAGCUUGGCGCUUGAUGACGAUUGUAAGACCGCCAUUGGCGUUUUGGGUGCCUUGCCACCUUUGCUUCACUUACUCCGAUCCGAGAGCGAGCGGACUCGGCAUGACUCGGCACUCGCUUUGUAUCACCUCACACUCGUUCAGAGUAACCGCUCCAAAUUGGUUAAACUCGGGUCGGUUCCGAUUCUUUUAAGAAUGGUGAAGUCAGGUCAUAUGACGGGUCGGGUACUACUCACAUUGUGCAACUUGAGUUCUUGUGCGGAUGGGCGGGCAUCGAUGUUGGAUGCGGGUGGGGUAGAAUGUUUGUUGGGUGUCUUGAGAGGAAAUCAGUUUGACUCGAAGGCAACUCAGGAGAGUUGUGUGGCCACAUUGUGUGGGCUGAGUUAUGGUGGUUUGAGGUUUAAGGGGUUGGCCAAGGUGGCCGGGGCGAUUGAGGUGUUAAGAGAGGUGGAGAAAAAGGGAAGCGACCGGGCGAGGGAGAAAGCAAGGAGGAUGUUGGAGAUGAUGAGAGGGAAAGAGAAGGAGGAAGAAGAUGAAGUGGAUUGGGAGGAGUUGCUCGACUCGGGGCUCGGAAGUCGAAAUCGGAGUCAACUCAGUGGUGGAUUAGGCGGGUCAAGUGUCAACUCGUCCGAAUUUUGAGUACAUAAUUUGAGGAGUUUUUUUAAGUACAGUUUUUUUGAGUGUUUUAAUUUACUCCAUGAGUUUUCAAUUUGAACAAUCUCAAUCCUGUAAUUUAAACAAUAUACCUUGAAUAUUAUGAGGUCACAUUAUCUUGUUUAAAGAGAA